Hypoxylon trugodes is the source of this 2295-nucleotide messenger RNA. Its product is annotated as cytochrome P450. Lineage: Eukaryota; Fungi; Ascomycota; Sordariomycetes; Xylariales; Hypoxylaceae. The record is from RefSeq and is a predicted model, not a curated record. Gene Ontology annotation, molecular function: oxidoreductase activity, acting on paired donors, with incorporation or reduction of molecular oxygen; heme binding; monooxygenase activity. The coding region runs from base 664 to 2295 and encodes 543 amino acids. The transcript is spliced from 4 exons.
CUAAUUACUUGUCCGGACAUGUGCCUAACUACUUCGUAUAGGUAAUCUGGGACAUAUGCAGGUGGCGUUCUACCCUAUCGAUUCUUCCCGUCCUGGUUUCAUUAGUACCUCUACCAAAUAGGGCAAUGUAUCCCUGAUGAUCCCAAGCUAUACUGUAAACGUUGUUUCGGACCUGAGAGCAUUCCUAGAAGUACUAUUUUUUUUCUCCCACGCUACCUACGUACAUACAUACAUACAUACAUUAUACAAAUGUAGAUAUCAUUAGAAAAAUAUGAACCUAAAAAGCAUAAAUACGCAAGCAUGGCUAGCUGCGAUAAGGAAUCUAAUGCCCGGCGAGACUUUGAUGUGAGACCGAGAAGGGGACGCCCGGCCAAGGCUCGACAAUAUCGCACCACCGCCCUUGAAAGCCGAGAAGGACCUUCAUUGUUAUCUGCCUAUUAUCAUCUAUUCCCCUCCUUCGAGAGUAGUUACCGUAAUUAGUCGUAUCAUCAGUUGGACUGGUCCUACUGUAGGUAGUUUAAAUCGUGUGACAGCCCUGCGAUACUUUUCCUUUUCGACCCGGAAUGCGCUCUCGUUUCUCCGUUCCGCAGCUAAUUUCUUACGCCUCUCCUUGACCUCCCCGUAUACACGAAUUCAUCUCCCUCUUUCUUGUAGCAGUUGAUCAUGCAACUGUUUACAGCGGCGAUACUCUGCGCCGCCCUCGUCGGCUUCGCGGCUUUCCACCUAUUCAGGUCGUUCAAAGAGAUUAACAACACUCGUAAACCUCCGGGACCGACCUUACUUCCAUACAUAGGGCGCAUACAUGAUGUCCCUAUUCAGUUCAUGUGGCUGAAAUUCAAGGAAUGGGCUGACAAGUAUGGCCGAACGAACGGCUUUUUCUUCACGGAGAUGCUCGGCGCUAAGUUCCUCGUCGUCUCGGACGAGAAGGUAGCGGAAGAACUCUUGGUGAAGCGCGCGAAAUUCAACUCGGAUAGACCGAUGGUCAGAUCUCUAUUCGACUCGAAGAGUACAUACGGAUCGAUGGAGUAUCUCCCUCUCAUGGGAAGAAACCAAUACUGGGCAAGACAGCGCCGAUUUACGCAUUCCCAUCUAACUGACGCCUCUAACGCUCACUACUAUGGUGUGAUGUACCAUGAAGCGAAGCGCUGGCUCGUCCGGUUGAUGGAAAACCCCGACGAUUUUGCGAAUUCCUUAGAAGAUAUGGCAUCCAAGAUUAUGUGUCAGUUGACAUGGGAUGACCUCACUAUCAGCGAAGAGUGCACGAUAAGUGCGAAGGGUCUUUUGAGACAGAUGUCCCCGGCCGGACCAAUCACCAAUGUUCUGACGCCACUUUGGCACUUACCUAUGAUCAUCAAUCCCUGGAAAACUGCCGAACGCAAGAGACACGAUGAUCAACAGGCGUGGUGGAUGGAACGCCUAUUAAACACGCGCAACAAGUUUCUUCAAGGUGUGCAAAGGUCUUGCGUUACUCGUAAAUAUCUUGAGAAAGGAGAGAAACGGUCGAAUCUCUCUGGCGACUAUGAAGCUUCCUCUGCGAUAGGGAUGAUGGCCCUGGUGGGUAUCUUCACAGUAGCCGGUCCGUUAUCAUACUGGUUAAUAUCGAUGAUACAUCAUCCGGAAUGGCAAGCGGCGGUACAAAAGGAGGUCGACGAGGUGUGCGAAGGACGGAUGCCGACUUUAGACGAUACACCGCGACUACCUAUUCUCCGAGCAUGCAUUAAAGAGACGAUGCGAUGGAGGCCGAACGUACCCACUGGAGUCGCACAUGAAAUGGAAGCCGACGAUGAAUUUCAAGGAUAUUUUCUUCCGAAGGGAACGAGAAUUCUUCCCCUUGACUGGGCAUUCCUUCGUAAUCCUGACAAGUAUCCCGACCCAGAAAAUUUCCGGCCCGAGCGCUGGUUGAAACCUGAGUGGCCUACUUAUCAAGAGCCACUCAGCACGUAUCCAACCAUUAAAGGCAUGACCUCGUUUGGUUGGGGUCAGCGUCAAUGUUUAGGACAGACGCUCACGCAAGACGAGCUCGUAGUGGCAUGCGGUGCGCUGAGCUGGUGUUUCAAUCUCAAACCGAAGAAAGAUCCGAUCACGGGGAAUGAUUUACCUGUACCACAUGACAAGUCAAAUUCCCUAUUGAUUAUUAAGCCAGAUCCAUUCGAAAUGGCUUUUGAGCCUAGAAGUCAAGCUCGAAAAGAAGAAGCACUUCGACUUUGGGCUGAGUCUGAAGCGAAAUAUAUCCAAGAAAAGGAGGAAUUCCUCAAAGCCGCAACUGGGACCAAAGAAAAGAUAGAAAUCGUGUAA